Leopardus geoffroyi (Geoffroy's cat) is the source of this 989-nucleotide messenger RNA. RefSeq names its product myosin regulatory light polypeptide 9. Bases 153 to 671 code for a protein of 172 amino acids. Gene Ontology annotation, biological process: platelet aggregation. The transcript has 4 exons. NCBI's taxonomy places the organism in Eukaryota, Metazoa, Chordata, Mammalia, Carnivora, Felidae. Gene Ontology annotation, molecular function: calcium ion binding. The record is from RefSeq and is a predicted model, not a curated record. Gene Ontology annotation, cellular component: cytoplasm.
UAGGCUUCCUUCCGGUUUGCUAAGCGGAGGCCGGAAGUGUUGGUUUUAGGGGGCUCUGGGAGUAGAAGAGUGCUGAUAGCGGCAGCGAGGGCAGCGAAGGGGUUACCGAAGUGCUGGGAUUCUUGCGGCUGUGCAGGGAUUUAACCACCACCAUGUCGAGCAAAAGGGCAAAGACCAAGACCACCAAGAAGCGCCCGCAGCGCGCAACAUCCAAUGUGUUUGCCAUGUUUGACCAGUCACAGAUUCAGGAAUUCAAAGAGGCCUUCAACAUGAUUGAUCAGAACAGAGAUGGUUUCAUUGACAAGGAAGAUUUGCAUGAUAUGCUUGCCUCCCUGGGGAAAAAUCCAACUGAUGAGUAUCUGGAUGCCAUGAUGAAUGAGGCUCCAGGGCCCAUAAAUUUCACCAUGUUUCUCACGAUGUUCGGUGAGAAGUUAAAUGGCACAGAUCCAGAAGAUGUCAUCAGAAAUGCUUUUGCUUGCUUUGAUGAAGAAGCAACUGGCACCAUCCAGGAAGACUACCUGAGAGAGCUGCUGACAACGAUGGGAGACCGGUUUACGGAUGAAGAGGUGGACGAGCUGUACAGAGAAGCGCCUAUCGACAAAAAGGGGAAUUUCAAUUACAUCGAGUUCACGCGCAUCCUUAAACAUGGAGCAAAAGACAAAGAUGAUUGAAAGAACUUCAAAUUCCAGCCAAACGUUCCUUGUUGCCACUUUGGGUAUUUCUGAGACGUUCUCUUAGAGUCUGUUGCAUGCCCUUAGCUUUGCAGCUUUUGCCUUUCUUGUAUUUAUUCUCAGCCAUUUUGGGCACAUGCAUCUCUAUAUUCAGACUGGAAAUGGGACUUUUUAUGAUUUUCAGAUAGAAAAUAGGGCAAUUUAACUUACCAGCCCCUCCCCCUCAAUAACUGCAGUCUACACAGAUUCAGUAUAUUUUUUCAGAGAAAGUUAUUCACUCAAUUUUUUCUGAACCAUAAUUAAACUUUAUGAUAAAAA